UUCUUUGCAGCACGAAUGCAAAUACUGAUUGCUAUGCAUAAUGUAAAUCUCUUGGUUUGGAUUAUGGCUAUGAUGGCAUUUGAUUUCUUUGAUUUAGGUCGGGGAAGAGAAGCUUGUUCUAGAUAUUGGCCGAAGAGCCCUACAGAAUCCAGAUGCUAAGGCUUACAUACAUGAUUUGCUUCUGUCCAUGGCACUGGCAGAGUGUGCAAUUGCUAAACUUGGUUUCGAGAAGAACAAUAUUUCCCAAGGAUUUGAAGCUCUUGCGCGUGCUCAGUGUCUUCUUAGGAGCAAAAUAUCACUUGGGAAGAUGACGUUGUUAUCUCAGAUUGAAGAAUCUUUGGAAGAGCUUGCGCCUGCCUGCACAUUGGAGUUAUUAGGCAUGCCUCACACACCUGAAAAUGCUGAAAGAAGACUAGGAGCCAUUGCAGCCUUGCGUGAAUUGCUCAGACAGGGUCUUGAUGUUGAAACUUCAUGCCAAGUCCAAGAUUGGCCUUGCUUCUUGAAUCAAGCGCUCAAGAAGCUCAUGGCUAUGGAGAUGGUUGAACUUCUUCCUUGGGAUAAUUUGGCGAUGACACGGAAGAAUAAAAAAUCACUAGAGUCGCAGAAUCAAAGAGUUGUCAUAGAUUUUAAUUGUUUCUAUGUAGUGCUGAUAGCUCAUAUUGCCCUUGGAUUUUCGAGCAAGCAAACAGACUUGAUUAACAAGGCAAAAACAAUUUGUGAGUGUUUAAUAGCAUCAGAAGGCAUUGAUUUAAAAUUUGAGGAAGCGUUUUGCUCGUUCCUUCUUGGACAGGAUAAUGAGGCAAUGGCUGUUGCAAGGCUUCAGCAGAUUGAAUUAAAUUCAAACCCCACUCCUCAAAAUUCAACAUUGGGGAAGGAAAUAAGAGGUGUUUCAAGUGCAAACCAAUCGCUGGAAACAUGGCUGAAGGAUGCCGUGCUUGGCUUGUUCCCAGAUACGCGAGAUUGUUCUCCAUCUUUGGUAAACUUUUUUCGCAGCGAAAAGCGAGCUUCUGGAAACAUUCAAAAUAAAAGAGCUCCACAGACUCCAUCGGAGUUGAACCAUAGAUCACUUUCCCCUGCUAUUCCAUUGCAUAAUCGAGCUCUUGAGGAAUCAGUUUCAUGUACAGAUUUAUCUCGACAUCUUGGCUCAGCGGUAAAGCAGUUAGCUCCCUCCAAUUUGCAGGGCCCAUUCAUAGAAGGCAAGACUGACAGUGGAAGCAAUGGUAGCAAACCAUCGGUUCAAUUGAAAAGAAAUUUUGGUGCACAUCACAAAAAGUUUUGGGAAAUAUGGUUAGCCCCAAAUAACAUGGCUGGAAAGAUAGUUUUUGUUACAGCAUUGGGAUGCUUUUUGUUUGCUACCUUUAAGCUAAUGGGUAUGCAGUUGUGGAGGAUGAGAAGUGCAUCGAGAUGGGAUUUGAACAAACAAAGGGUGCAUACAAGUUUCCUUGCCCCAGCUACAGAUUCUUCUCUAGAUCCAAGUUUCGAGCCUCUUUGCAUUAAAGGAAAUGCUGUUGCUGGUGGACUUAAGAAGUUGUUGUCAGUGAUUAAGCUGCAGCCCAGGAGCCGCCCAGAUGCUGCAGAUUUGCAAGAUUCUUGCCUUUCUGCCAGUGCAGUGUCAUCUAUGACCACAGUAUUCAAGAGGCCAAUGCCCAUGGAUGAAGCUGAAAACCUUGUUAAGCAGUGGGAAGCUACUAAAGCCGAAGCUCUUGGCCCUAAUCAUGAAAUUCAUGUCCUCUUUGAAGUCCUAGAUGAGUCGAUGCUUGUUCAGUGGCAAGCUUUGGCUGAUGAAGCAAAAGCUAGGUCGUGUUUUUGGAGAUUUGUCUUGCUGCAAUUGUCAAUCCUGCGAGCAGACAUUAUAUCAGAUCGGGAAGGUAAGGAGAUGGCAGAAAUAGAGGCUCUCCUGGAGGAAGCAGCUGAACUUGUGGAUGAAUCUAGGCCAAAGAACCCGAAUUAUUACAGCACUUAUAAAAUUCGUUAUGUUCUAAAGAGGCAAGAUGAUGGUUCGUGGAGGUUCUGUGAAAGUGAUAUUCGAACGCCAUCAUAACUUGUUGAGAAAACAAUUGCUAACAUGAUGUCCAACUCUCAAAUGUCCAUACAAAGUUGUUUCAUUUGCCUUGUAGACAAUAGUUGAAGUAGAGACCAUCUGCCAUGAAAGACUUGAUGAUGAUUAUUAUUUUUUUUCUUUUCGUUUUCCAGAUUAGUUGAGUCAUGUAUUUUUUUAGCAUACACUAGGCAGGAAUUCCAAUUGUCUGUUCUGACACCUCCCUCAUGCAUCUGGGAACAGUUGGUGCUUGUUAUACCAGGUGCUUAUGUAAGAAACUGAUUUAAUUUGUUCAAGCAACUUAUUCUGAUGGC
Molecule: messenger RNA, 2352 nt
Organism: Ilex paraguariensis (yerba mate)
Lineage: Eukaryota; Viridiplantae; Streptophyta; Magnoliopsida; Aquifoliales; Aquifoliaceae
Source: the annotation of a GenBank genome assembly